GCUAACGGUUUGAAGGAGACUAGCAUACUGUUGUUUUAUUAUUUUUAGUGCAAAUUUAUUUAGGCUCCAAAUUGAAACACUCGUCGAUUGCAAAGCUGACAGUAAUCCGUAUUUGAAAGGUAAACAUGCCCGUGCCUCAGAAACACGCGACAGUGAAAACUGCACAGGAAUUUAAUACUCGUGCCCAGUCAAAGGCACCUCUGGCAAAGGGCGUGAAAGUGAUCGGGAGAAAGAAGGAUGAUGAUGAUAGGAUCGAUACAGGUGAGGAAGAAUGGAUGCAGGGAAAGACUCUUGUAAAGCCCCCAGACCAGCUGGAUUUAACCGAGGCAGAGCUGAAAGAAGAAUUUACACGAAUACUAACAGCAAACAAUCCACAUGCUCCACAGAAUAUCGUCAGAUACAACUUCAAAGAGAGCUGUUACAAGCCCAUCAGCAGUGUGGAUCAGAUGGCUGUUCACUUUGUAUUGGAAGGGAACCUUGUGCAUAAGGAUUCUCAUGAGGCUCGAAGACAGGUGGCCAAACAAGGCGUCACAGAGGAUAUGAUAGUAGAGGAUGUGGUUGCUGAAGAGGAAAAACCUGAAACACCAGUGACAGGGCAGUUGGAGGGAGGAGAGGAUACGGCUGAAGGGGAGGAUGGUGGUGGCGAGGAGAGGCCAGACAGUGUGGAUAUCAGAGCUGGCAAGAAAGAACAGAAACUCACCAACCAGUUUAACUUCAGCGAGAGAGCCUCUCAGACUCUAAACAACCCUCCAAGAGAAAGAAGUUGUCAAACGAAACCUCCUCCUCGUGCACACUUCUCAGCAACAGCCAAUCAGUGGGAAAUAUAUGACUUUUAUGUAGAGGAACUUCAAAGGCAGGAGAAAAAUAAAGAGAAGCAGAAAACUCAGCCUUCAAAGAAAGAAGAGGAUAAAAUCAAGAAGAAGAUUAUCACUGUAGAAACUCAGAGUGAUGACAUAACCAAAAUAACUAAGGUGUCCAAGAUCAUUGAGCAUAUGGUAAACCAGAACACAUUUGAUGACGUUGCACAGGAUUUUAGGUACUUUGAAGACGCAUCCGAUGAGUUUCGAGAGCAGGAGGGCACUCUUCUCCCUCUGUGGAAAUUCCAUUAUGAUAAAGCCAAACGCCUGUCUGUGACUUCCCUCUGCUGGAAUCAAAAGCACAAGGAUUUUUUUGCAGUUGGACUUGGAUCAUAUGAUUUCACCAAACAGGGCCGUGGCAUGCUCCUCUUCAACACCCUCAAAAACCCCACGUACCCAGAAUUCAUCUUUACCACACUCUCAACCGUCAUGUGUGUAGCCAUCCAUGAAAAUCUCUCCUACCUGGUGGCUGUGGGUUUUUAUGAUGGUUGUGUUGCAGUGUACAAUCUCAAGGAACACAGCGAUCAGCCAGCUUACAUGAGCACAGCCAAAACGGGCAAGCACACAGACCCUGUGUGGCAGGUGAAGUGGCAGAAAGAUGAUCUGGACAGUAAUCACAACUUCUUCUCAGUGUCUUCUGAUGGACGGGUGGUGUCUUGGACUCUUGUGAAGAAUGAGCUAGUCUUCACAGAUAUCAUCAACUUGUCACUGGACAGCACAGCUUGUGGAACUGCUUUUGACUUCCAUAAACAGAUCGACUACCUUUUUCUUGUUGGCACUCUGGAUGGAAAGAUUCACAAGUGCUCCAAAUCAUAUUCUAGCCAGUUCCUGGAGACAUACGAUGCCCACAACAUGGCGGUUGAUGCUGUGAGGUGGAACCACUUCCAUCCCAAUGUGUUUAUCUCCUGCAGCUCAGACUGGAAAGUCAAAAUCUGGGAUCACACAAUCACGACACCCAUGUUUACCUUUGACCUGAACGCUGCAGUGGGAGACGUGGUCUGGGCUCCAUAUUCCUCCACUGUCUUUGCCGCUGUCACUAAUGAUGGAAAGGUUCACGUGUUUGACCUCAGUUUCAACAAAUUUGAGGCUCUCUGCCAGCAAGCAGUGGUAGCUAAGAAGACCAAGCUAUCACACGUCGAGUUCAACCCCGUCCACCCAAUCCUCAUCGUGGGCGACGACCGUGGCUGUGUCACCAGCCUGAAGCUCUCUCCCAACCUCCGCAAGAAGCCUAAGGAGAAGAAGGGCCAGGAGUUGCCGAAGGGUCCGGAGGUGGAGAUCGACAAGAUGGAGAAACUGUUGAGUUUGCUGAGGGAGUCUGGGAGCAAUCAGGCAUGAGAAUGAGAAAUCUACAAAAUGAACAAACACAUUUAUAUAUAAUAACAUUAAAUAUUAUUAUUACAUACUGGUUUGUAGCUUUCAACAUGCAUGUAAACAUACUGAUGGACUAAGUCACAAAACUAAACUUUUGAAAAUUGAAAACCUGGACUAUAAUGUAAGUAAAUAUUUCACAGAAUAAUAAAAAAAGACAAAGUCAUUGUAUAGAUAGUUCUAUGCAUUUAUUAAACACAUCUAUUAGUUGAUUUCCUCUCUUGCAAGUUAAAGAUGCUAGUAUAAGAUAUGUUAUUAGUUCAGCAAUCCCACAGGCUCUUUGCAUAAACAACAAGAAACCACAUUUCAUGAUAAUGCCUUUUUCAAACACAAAGCAGCACUUCAGCUCUUAUAAAAAUUUCAUUCUCACACUUUUGCUUUUAUUUGUUUGCACGUCCUCAUUAGCAUAGCAUCUACAGCUAGCAGGUUUGCUGCAGGUGUACCGUUGUGGGAUUUCGCUAAUGCUUUGUUAGGCACUACUGAAUGACACAAAAGAGGCCAUUGAGAGUCUCUUUCUCUUUACAUAAAACACUCCAGGCCGAGUGAUGCUGCUGCUGUAUGAGAGACACAAACACACUCCCAGCAGCCCACACUCAGCCAGCCCACUUCUCCUUCUCGAGUGGAUUUGAAUGUUGCCCCCAUUACACAGGCCUUUCCUUAACUAAACACGUCUUAACAUUUCUAAAAGCACACGUGUUCGUGAGAAGUUACGUCUGAUCGUAAAUGUUUUAGGGGGGUCACUUUUCAAUGGCUGUCAAAGGGGCAGUUUUUGGAACCUGAUGCUAGUUUUUAUCUAUCAGCAUGGGUUAAAGGGAUAGUUUACUUUAAAAAAAUCUGUUAUCAUUUAUUCAGUCUUAUGUUAUUUUAAACCUGUAUAUCGCUGCUGUCCUUCUGAAACCUCGUAUCUCCAUAUUUCGUGAUUUUUAAUCAUUAUUAUGAGUCACCCUUUAUGUUUGUCACUGGGUUUUGCCAAUAUCUAACCAAUAAAAUGUAUUAAAAAGUGCUUGUCAACGUUGACAACGCAGUAUUUAAUCAUUUAAAAAGCACUGUGUUCUUUCCAUUUCCUAAAAACAGGGAAUUUGAACAUACAAGGUUUUAGAAGAACAGCGACAAUAUGUGGAACACAAAAAAGUAGAUAGUCUGAGGAAUGUCUCUGUGGUUUUGUGUCCAUACAAUGGAAGUCAAUGGCGUCCAAUGUUGUUUGGUUAACAACAUUAUUCAAAUGUCUUUUGUGUUCUACAGAAGAAAGAAAGUCAUACAGGUUUGAAAUGACAAGAGGGUGAGUAAAUGAUGAAUAACUAAUUUUGGGGUGAACUAUCCCUUCAACUAACAACAAACCAAACCUGGAACCCAUUGGGUCACACAAUCACAUCUUUGGCAGCUCCAUCCCAUGCAACUUGCACAGUCUAAACGUAUCUUUUUCUCAUCCCUCAGUAUUUUGAACUUAUUUAGAUGGAUCCCCUCUCACAUUCACUACCUGAAU
Messenger RNA from Triplophysa rosa, 3708 nucleotides. Its product is annotated as dynein intermediate chain 2, ciliary-like. The record is from RefSeq and is a predicted model, not a curated record. Gene Ontology annotation, molecular function: dynein heavy chain binding; dynein light chain binding. Lineage: Eukaryota; Metazoa; Chordata; Actinopteri; Cypriniformes; Nemacheilidae. Bases 126 to 2192 code for a protein of 688 amino acids. Gene Ontology annotation, biological process: cilium movement; outer dynein arm assembly. The transcript is spliced from 20 exons. Gene Ontology annotation, cellular component: outer dynein arm.